Molecule: messenger RNA, 1497 nt
Organism: Miscanthus lutarioriparius
Lineage: Eukaryota; Viridiplantae; Streptophyta; Magnoliopsida; Poales; Poaceae
Source: the annotation of a GenBank genome assembly
AUGCCGUGGCCGUGGGUAAUCCUGGCCCGUAUCCCCCGCGUUGUCGCAGGCGAAGCGUCGGCUGAGACGGAGGUCGACGCCGACGUGCAGGCGGAGGGGGUUGACGAGGCGGAGGCCGCGGCGCACGACUUGGAAGCGGAGGUCGAGGAAGACGCGCAGGCGGAGGAGGUUGACGAGGCGGAGCUUGACGCCGGAAUGGAGGUUGAGGCCGACGCGCUUGCGGAGGGGGUUGACGAGGCGGAGCUCGACUCGGAAGAGGAGGUCGAGAAAGACGCGCAGGCGGAGGGGGUUGACGAGGCGGAGCUCUCCUCGGAAGACGAGGCGGACGUGGAGCACACGGCUGACUUCUCCAUCCCGGUCGCGCUGCCUCCGCGGAUCACCGUCAUGACCGCGGCCCCGACCGCCCAUCCCGUUCGCAACUCUCCUGACAUGUACCCCUACGUACUCGGCGUCGGCUCCGGUUGCAUCCUCUUCAACUUCGGCGUCGAGCCCUUCUACGGCGUGUGCUUCGCUGACCGCCCCUACCAGAGCAACCUCACCAUGGUGCGCCACUUCGACUGCUCUGGCGUCGAGCAGGGCCACCCGGUCACGGCCACCGCCGAGCGCAUCCCCCUCGCCACGGCAAAUAUGCCGUCGUCGCCAACAUUGAGAGCAUCGGGUUCGUCUCCAUCGGCCACGGCAAAGCCUACUUCAUUGCCGAGCUCAUGGUACACAAGGGCCGCAGGCGCGCCAUGCUCGUCUAGCUACUUUUCUGCGGGCUUCAACAAGUGGUUCCAGGAGACAACGCAAAACCCCUUGCCGAACGACACGAACCGCGACGGCGAGUGGGUUCCCUCCGGUGUGGUCUCCUUCAAGAAGAUCCUCUGGUGGUUCGACCUCUCGUGGGGGAUCACCAGCCUCGACCCCUUCCAUGACCUCGAAGAGCCUCCGCUGCGCUUUCGCCGCCUCCCAGAAGGCCGCGCUCUCGACAAGGCCCCGCCGAACAUCCACGACCGCCGAUGCAUCACCGAGAGCCAAGGCGGCCUGCGGUACGUGGAGAUCAUCAUCCCUGAGGGCGAAGCAGCAACGGUGUCCAUGUGGUCAUGGAUCCCCGCUGCCGACGGCAACGAUGAGACCAUUGCGUGGGAAAUGAAGUACGCAAUGAGCUUCGCAGAGAUUUGGGAGGACGACAGCUACAAGGCAACCCGGCUGCCGCGCAAGGUUCCCGUGCUCGUGCUCGUGUGUCCGUCGGACGCCAAUCUAGUCUGCUUCGCUUUGGAGCUUGAGGAGCGCCUCUUCAGCGUCAACGUGCCCGAGCGCAGAGUCGUGGAGUUCAUCGAAGAUUCCUACGAGCUGGUGACACCGUGGCCAGCGGCUCCCUCGUGCCUAUACGUCCUCCCUUGGUCUCUGCCGCUCAAGAUUGCCCAAGCUUGCUACCUAGAGUUUCGUCUUGCGUUGUGUGCUGCAUAUCAGUACUACUACUUCGACUUCCUAUUCCUAGUACCGCAUGGCCUGUAA